CACCUUCGGCGCUUGGAAAAAACAUACACAUACCACAAUUGUAUUGUAGUGAAUUUAAAAUAUAUCUUUUAUUGUUAUUUUUAUCGUGGUGCAGUUUAACAACUUGCAGUAAAGAGGUGUGAUUAAGCGUAGCUUUAAAACCAUGACGUCCGCAUUGUAUUUAGAGCAUUAUUUAGAUGGUUUAGAGCAUCUUCCGAACGAAUUGAAACGAAACUUUACCCUGAUGCGUGAUCUGGACUCGCGUGCUCAAAUGUUGAUGAAAUCUAUCGAUGAGAAAGCGGACGAGUACUUGAAAUCGCUCGUAAACUCCAAGGAAAACAUUUCCGAUGACGUAAAGAAGGAAAAACUACAGGCCAUCCAGGAACUGUUUAACAAGGCAAAGGAGUACGGUGACGACAAGGUUCAGUUGGCAAUACAGACAUACGAACUGGUGGACAAGCACAUACGCCGGCUGGAUUCCGAUUUGGCUCGAUUUGAGGGUGAAAUUCACGACAAAACAGUGAAUGCGCGUGAAAAAUCGGAGGAAAAUGUUACUAAAAAGGGACGCAAAAAGGUUAAAGACAGUAAGAGUACGGUGAAAAAGAAGCGAACACAUUCCUCCGAAGAUGAAACAAAGCCAGCGGGCAAUGGUGGAGUGACCAACAGUGGAGCAAACAGUGGUGCCGCCAACUCGAACGGAAAGGGCAAGAAUACGAAGAAGCAGAAGGUAAAUCAAGAAAAAGAAGGUCGCAAAGGGCAAAAUAAGAAGGGAGCCGAAAAUGAUGACGCUACCCAGGACGGUGGUCAUGGGAAUCCACAUCCAAGCGACGUACUCGAUAUGCCAGUCGAUCCGAAUGAACCCACCUACUGUCUGUGCCACCAGGUAUCAUACGGAGAAAUGAUCGGUUGCGAUAAUCCGGACUGCCCUAUCGAAUGGUUCCAUUUUGCGUGUGUUGGAUUGACGACAAAACCGAAAGGCAAAUGGUUUUGUCCGAAAUGCUCACAGGAUCGGAAGAAGAAAUAAAAUCACCAUGCACGGCGGCAUAGGGCGGAAGCAGGUUUCGAACUACUCCGCCAUACUGUAUUACUUUUGUGCAGUUCGCUAUUAUGAUUAACACCCUCAUUUUUCCAUUUUUCAUAUUAGCUUUCACUUAACUGUACAUACACAUUAAUUUAACGCAAAUGUUUGUCCCUAGUGUUAGGAAAGUAUAUGGGCAAAAUCGAUUGCGGUAAAAAUAUUUUACACGGACGAAAAUUGUUGAGUAAACGAUACGGAAGCGUAGAAGUGAUUUUUAUAUGAAAAACGAAAUAUUAAUUACAAUAAAUGUCCUUAUAUACUAUAUUAUGCGAUUAAAACGCGUUUAUAGUUAGCAACACGUGGUAAUUACACAAGCUUGGACGGCUCAAAUUGAAAGUAAAACAAUUGCGUGUUUUCGACCAUCAGGAAGG
Molecule: messenger RNA, 1428 nt
Organism: Anopheles moucheti
Lineage: Eukaryota; Metazoa; Arthropoda; Insecta; Diptera; Culicidae
Gene: Ing5
Product: inhibitor of growth protein 4
Exons: 5
Coding region: 143-1003 (286 amino acids)
Biological process (GO): regulation of DNA-templated transcription
Cellular component (GO): nucleus
Source: RefSeq, a predicted model, not a curated record